GCAGGCGGCCCCACGUGUCUCGGCAGCAUGGCGGCGGCGGCGGCGGCGAGCGGCAGGAGGGCCAAGGCCCCGCGCGGGGCCGCGGGACGGCGGCGGCCGCGCCCGGCGGUCCCGAACGCCCAGGGGAGACCGCGGGCGGCGGCCGGCCGGCCCGCCGACGAGGAGGUGUCCAGCGACUCCGAGACGGAGAGCCUGUCGUUGGGGCGGCGGCGGCGAGAGGCGGCGGCGGCGGAGGAGGAGGUGGAGGAGACGCCGCAGGAGAAGAAGCUGCGCCUGGCCAAGCAGUACCUGGAGGAGCUCCGCCAGCUCGAGGAGGAACGGGCGGAGGAGGAGGAGGAGGAAACCCAGCCGGCGGAUCUCAUCGGCGACCGACUGAAGGAGGACGUGCUCGAGCAGAAGGGCCGGCUGCAGCGCCUGGUCGCCAAAGAUGUGCAGCCUCCGGAUCCAGCCAGCAUCCGUGUGCUGCGGGGACACCAGCUGCCUGUCACCUGCCUGGUCAUCUCUCCCGAUGACAAGUUCAUCUUUUCUGCAUCCAAGGACGGCUCCCUCAUCAAAUGGGAGGUGGACAGCGGGAAGAGGCUGUGCGUGGUGCCCGGGGGGAAGAAGGGCACGGAGGAGCGGCACAUGGGACACGCAUCCCACAUCCUCUGCAUGGCCAUCUCAUCGGAUGGCAAGUACCUGGCCACAGGAGACAGGAACAAGUUGAUCAUGAUCUGGGACACAGCCACCUGCAAGCGCCUGCACAUCUUCACAGGGCACCGUGACGCUGUCUCGGGCCUGUCCUUCCGCAAGGGGACACACCAGCUGUACAGCGCUUCCCAUGACCGCUGCGUCAAAGUCUGGAACGUGGCAGAGAACGCCUAUGUGGAGACCCUAUUCGGGCACCAGGAUGUCAUCACGGGGCUGGACAGCCUGAGCCGGGAGUGCUGUGUGACGGCAGGGGGACGGGAUGGCACCGUGCGGCUCUGGAAGAUCCCUGAGGAGACACAGCUCGUGUUUUCUGGGCACCAGGGCUCCAUCGACUGUAUUCAGCUCAUCAAUGAGGAGCACAUGGUGUCCGGCGCCGAUGACGGGUCUUUAGCCCUCUGGGGGCUGACAAAGAAGAAGCCUCUGGCGCUGGCUCGGCAGGCGCACGGCAUGCAGGAUGCCCAGGGCCUGGAGCAGCCCUACUGGAUCUCAGCGGUGGCCGCCCUGCGCAACAGUGACCUCCUGGCUACAGGAUCCCACAGCGCCAGCGUGAAGCUCUGGAAGUGUGGUGAGGGAUUUCGGAAGCUGGAGCACCUCUGGGACGUCCCCUUGGUGGGCUUUGUCAACAGCCUCAAGUUCUCAUCAUCUGGUGACUUCCUGGUGGCUGGCAUCGGGCAGGAGCACCGGCUUGGACGGUGGUGGAGAAUCAAAGAAGCCAAAAACAGCAUCUGCAUCAUCCCCCUUAAACAGAGAGCCACGGCCUCUGGCCCUGAAUCUCCUGGCAGCUCCUAGCCCCCAGUCGUGAAGCAGGUCAUUCUGUCCCUGGAGCUGCACCGUGAUGCAUCCUUGGUGCAGCCACCUCCCUGGGGCUGGCAGGAUGUGAGUAGGGGGUGUCACACAGCCUUGCUGGCCCCCGUGUUGUGAUGUGGCUCUGCCCUCUGCGAGGGUCUGUCCCCUUCCCUCAGGUUCGGCCGGACCUGAGCUCUGGAACAGUCCAUUUUGUAAAAAAAACAAACCACCAAAACGACUUUAUUUACAUAAAUUACAA
Molecule: messenger RNA, 1735 nt
Organism: Pseudopipra pipra
Lineage: Eukaryota; Metazoa; Chordata; Aves; Passeriformes; Pipridae
Gene: RRP9
Product: ribosomal RNA processing 9, U3 small nucleolar RNA binding protein
Exons: 15
Coding region: 28-1479 (483 amino acids)
Cellular component (GO): small-subunit processome
Molecular function (GO): U3 snoRNA binding; protein binding
Source: RefSeq, a predicted model, not a curated record